Messenger RNA from Macrosiphum euphorbiae (potato aphid), 1083 nucleotides. NCBI's taxonomy places the organism in Eukaryota, Metazoa, Arthropoda, Insecta, Hemiptera, Aphididae. The record is from the annotation of a GenBank genome assembly.
AUGGAAGUCGGUAACGGUAAAUUCAAGAUAGAAGAACGAAUUUUUUUACUCGUUUCGUAUCUGCGGUUGGAUGCCGACUAUGCCCCGAUUUUUGCUGACUUCCAGGCACGCUUUCCGAAUCGACCAGUACCUUCUCGUCGUAAUGUGACAAAAUUGUAUAAUAAGUUUCUUCGAACGGGUUCUGUAACAGACGCACCGCGUUCCGGUCGACCAGUAACAGUCACAAUACCUGAAAACAUGGAGACGGUGGCGCUAUCUCUUGCCGAAGAUGGAAAUCCGUCUGCCCGUAAACUAUCGAUGCAAUUAAGCAUUUCAGAUAGGUCCCUGCGUCGCAUGCUGAAACGAAUGCAUUAUAAAGUUUAUCGCCCGCGGCUCGUGCAAGCAUUACAUGAGGAUGACUUUGAUCGCCGGCUUGAAUUUUGCGAGUGGUACCUUGGCUGCUUAGAAGAGGACCCGCAACUCUAUAAUAAGAUUUUGUGGACAGAUGAGGCGACUUUUAAAUUAAAUUGUACAAUCAAUCGACACAAUUGUGUUUAUUGGAGUACGGACAACCCAAACAUGUGCACUGAGAAACAACUGAACUUACCGGGCGUGUGUGUUUGGGCUGGAAUUCACACCACAGGGUUAGUCGGGCCGUACUUUUUUGACAACACUGUCACUGGUCAAACGUACCUAGAUAUGCUGGAGGACCUACGUGGGCAGAUGGAUGAAGACCCUGCACUGGCAAGUAUUGUCCAUUGCAUGCAAGACGGCGCCUCACCGCACUACGCGCUCAUUGUGCGUCAGUUUCUAGAUGCAUGUUUCGGUGAUUGGAUUGGUAGGCGUGGAAAAAUUGAGUGGCCAGCACGAUCCUGUGACCUAACACCCUGCGAUUUCUUUCUCUGGGGCCUACUGAAGGAUCGCGUCUUUUCCAGGAAUCCGCUCACGCUCCCAGACUUAAAAAAAUCAUCGAGGAAGAAUUUGACGAACUCCGGACACAGGUCGAAAUCCUGCGCCGCACAUGCCGUUCUGUGGGCUCUCGUUGCCGCAGUUGCAUCGAAAAAGAUGGUCAUCAGUUCGAGCAUACCCAGUGAUUUUUUGUAA